This is a messenger RNA of Salvia miltiorrhiza (redroot sage), 3990 nucleotides long. Its product is annotated as probable RNA-dependent RNA polymerase 1. Gene Ontology annotation, biological process: siRNA processing. The record is from RefSeq and is a predicted model, not a curated record. Gene Ontology annotation, molecular function: RNA-directed RNA polymerase activity. Lineage: Eukaryota; Viridiplantae; Streptophyta; Magnoliopsida; Lamiales; Lamiaceae. Gene Ontology annotation, cellular component: nuclear RNA-directed RNA polymerase complex. Bases 191 to 3751 code for a protein of 1186 amino acids. The transcript has 5 exons.
UGUAUUUCACUUUCACUGUUGUUUGUUGCUCGUUGAAGCAGAAGCAAAAAAAUAAAGAUUUGUUCUCCUUUUUAAUAAUGGAGUUGAAAUAUUGUUGACUUGUAAAGCAACGCUGCUUCCAUCUCUUCCGCCCUCUGUUUCUCUCUCUAAAACUCUAGCAGUAUUUUAGUAAAAGUUAGCAUUAGGGCAGAUGGGAAGGACGAUUCAGGUGUCUGGCUUCCCUGGCCUUGUUCCUGCCGAAAGGAUCAAAAUGUUGUUGGAGCAGCCAUACUUACGCAGUAUUGUGGGUACUAUAUUUGCCAUACAAGUAAAAAGUGGGAAACCUGGACGAGCUUAUGCUGUAGUCCAAUUUACGGAUAGCCUAGAUGAUGAGAAAUUAAUGUAUCUCAAAAAUUAUCGCCUAAGGUGUAAUACUUAUUAUUUGAAAUUUUGGGAACAAAAAACUGACAUUGUGCCAAAUCCUAGAACAUAUGACAAUGUUGUGGAGGGUGUAACUCUGAAUUUAGGAUGCCAGAUAUCAGAAGAUGAGUUUUCAGUGUUGUGGAAAGCUUCUGAUGUUUCUAUUAAAUUCGGAACUGGGCUAAAGAACAUGCACUUAUUUUUGUGUCAUGAAUCAGUUGAAUACAGGCUUCAGCUCUACUAUGACAAUAUAUGGCAGAUUGUGCUGUAUAAUUCAGGCGGUCAAGCUGCCCAGGUGCUUCUCAUACAGUUAUAUGGAGCACCGCGAAUACACAAAAAGCUUCCAGACUCUGUGUAUAGCUAUUUUCAGCAAACUCCAGAUGAUCAAUGGGUCCGAACAACAGAUUUUACUCCAUCAUCGUGUAUUGGACAAUCUUCCGGCAUGUGUCUCCAGUUUCCUUCUGGCAUCAAACUUCCAGAGUUUGAAAGACACUUUGUAUAUUACAAAGAAAGUAAAAAGCCAUUCUUCUUGGAAAAUGGAGUGCCAUUUUGUGAAAAUCUGGAUCUAGUACCGAUUAUGCAACCUCGAGGUCUUGAAUUGCCAUAUAGACUAUUAUUCAAGGUUUGCUGUUUGGUACAAACUGGAUGUCUUCCAGGGCCGAAGCUAGAUGACAAUUUCUAUCGGUUGCUAAAUCCAAAAUCAUUUGAUAUUACAUACCUAGAGCAACUUUUGGAAAAGCUUUAUUAUUUGAAGGAGUGCUGCUAUGAUCCUCACUCAUGGCUUAUCGAGCAGCAUCAGAACUACUGCACCUUCAAGAAACCGAAACCUCCUGCUGUGAAUGAUGACCUGGUGCAUAUUCACAGGGUCCAAGUCACUCCAACCAAAGUGUAUUUCCAUGGUCCAGAAGCAAAUGUAUCAAAUCGUGUGUUACGCAACUUCCAUGAUCACAUUGACAAUUUUCUUCGUGUUUCCUUUGUGGAAGAGGACUGGAGUAAGAUGUAUGCAUCUGAUUUAUCACCAAGGGGAGCUGGUGGGGAUGAGAGCACAAGAACGAAGCUGUAUGAGAGGGUACUUUCAACACUGAGGAAUGGCAUCACAAUUGGGAGCAAGAAAUUCGAGUUCCUUGCAUUUUCCUCAAGUCAGUUACGGGAGAAUUCCCUUUGGAUGUUUGCUCCAGUGGAUGGCUUAAAUGCUGAUGAUAUAAGGCGCUGGAUGGGCGACUUCAGUUCCAUUCGAAACGUGGCAAAAUAUGCAGCAAGGCUUGGCCAGUCCUUUGGUUCGUCCACAGAAACACUGAGUGUUGCUCAGAAUGAGGUUGAAAAAAUCCCCGAUGUUGAGGUUGUAACAAAUGGAACCACAUAUAUCUUUUCUGAUGGGAUUGGAAAGAUAUCAGUCGACUUUGCACGAAGAGUUGCUAUAAAAUGUGGACUCAAAAGCAAUAUCCCAUCUGCCUUCCAGAUAAGGUAUGGUGGCUACAAAGGAGUUGUGGCAAUUGAUCCCACUUCAUCUGUGAAGAUGUCGUUGAGACCGAGCAUGUUGAAGUAUCAAUCAGAUGAUACAAAACUAAACGUUCUAGGAUGGAGCAAAUAUCAACCCUGCUUCUUGAAUCGCCAAAUCAUCACACUCUUAUCCACUCUGGGGGUCAUGGAUCAUGUCUUUGAGAAGAAGCAAAGGGAAGCAGUAGCUCAGCUGAACGAUAUUUUAGUUGAUCCACUGAAGGCUCUGGAAGCUUUGGAUCUCAUGUCACUAGGAGAAAACACUUACAUCUUAAAGGAAAUGUUGAAAUGUGGGUAUAAACCCGAUGAAGAGCCAUUUCUUGCAAUGAUGCUGCAAACUUUCCGCUCAUCACAACUACUGGAUUUACGGACAAAAUCCAGAAUAUUCAUCCCACAAGCUAGAAAUAUGAUGGGAUGUCUCGAUGAAACUGGCACCUUAGAAUACGGACAAGUGUUUGUGCAAUUUUCUGGUGCCGGGCAGAGGAGGUUCUAUGAGGAAUCCAUUAAGUUUGAUGAGUAUACAUCUACGGAUCAUAAUUACAUCGUCAAAGGAAAGGUGGCUGUGGCUAAGAACCCAUGCUUGCACCCGGGUGAUCUUCGGGUUCUAGAAGCUAUUGACGUCCCAGCGUUGCAUCACAUGGUGAACUGCAUAGUUUUCCCUCAGAAGGGAACGAGACCACAUCCAAAUGAAUGUUCUGGGAGUGAUUUGGAUGGAGAUAUAUAUAUUGUUUGUUGGGACCCUGACUUGAUUCCACCAAAACAAUUCGAUCCUAUGGAUUACAAUCCUGCCCCAGCCACACGGCUCGAUCAUGAGGUUACAAUUCAGGAGGUCCAAGAAUACUUUACCAACUACAUUUUGAACGAGAGUUUAGGAAUCAUUGCCAAUGCCCACACUGUUUUUGCUGACAAGGAGCCAUCCAUGGCCUUGAGCAGUCCUUGUUUAGAACUAGCUCAGUUACAUUCAGUGGCAGUCGACUUCCCCAAAACCGGCGUUCCUGCACAGAUCCCUCCUAAACUACGUGUAAAAGAAUACCCCGAUUUCAUGGAGAAGCUUGACAAGCCCACCUUCGAAUCCACUGGUGUGAUAGGUAAGCUCUUCAGGGAGGUGAAGCAUGUCACCACCGACACAACUUCCUUAAGGUUCACAAAAGAAGUGGCUAGAAGCUCUUACGAUGCUGACAUGGAAGUCGAUGGUUUCAGAGACUACAUUAAGGAAGCAUUCGAGUGCAAAACCAACUAUGAUCGUAAACUGGGAAACCUGAUGGACUACUACGGCAUCAAAACUGAGGGUGAGAUAUUGAGCAGAGCUAUUAUGAAGGUGUCGAAAACCUUUGAUCGCAGAAAGAGUGCUGAAGCGAUUGGUGCUGCAGUGAAGUCUCUGAGGAAUGAAGCCAGAUCAUGGUUCAAGAAAGGAAGCAAAUCGGGCAAUCCGUAUGCAAUGGCUUCGGCUUGGUAUCACGUGACUUAUCAUCACGAUUUUUGGGGUCAUUACAACAAGGAUAUGAAGAAGAGGAAUCACUACAUCAGUUUUCCAUGGUGUGUGUACGACAAGCUUGUCCAGAUCAAGAAUGAGAAUGCAAGAAAAUAUCACCCAACAAGCAGCUCAGAUCAAGUAGGAAUCAGGAAGGAGAAUGCAAGAAAAAAACACUCAAAAAGCAGCUCAGACCAAGGAGUCGAGAAGGAGAACGCAAGAAAAGAUCGUUCAAAAAGCAGUUCAGGUCAAGAAAAGAUGAACAAGGAGAAUGCUGCAAGUAAAGUUCACUCAGAAAGUAGUUCAGAUCAAGGAGGAUGCAAGGACAAUAUGGAUGAAAAGGCAGUUCAAAGGUCUGACAUUGAAAUGAGUAGUUUGAGAUGAAAUUUGCCAUGUAUAUUUAGUUCAAAACUUAAAGCAUUUGGUUCUGAACAUAUCUAAACUAGGCUUCUAUUUUGUGUCUUGUUAUCUCAUCUAGAGAUACUGAGUUCGAAUGCAGUGAGAUUGUGAACAUUCUGAUUUCUUAGUUUGGAUGAGUUGGAAGAGAUGGAUGAUGAAUCUCAGAGACAAGUUCAAACCAAAAAACGGUUUGAAAAAGCGUGAAGAAGCACAAGUUUUCUUUC